Molecule: messenger RNA, 879 nt
Organism: Dujonia railenensis
Lineage: Eukaryota; Fungi; Ascomycota; Pichiomycetes; Serinales; Debaryomycetaceae
Source: the annotation of a GenBank genome assembly
AUGACAAUAAAGGACCUUGAUAGGUCCUUGACAAGAAUCCGGGUAUUUCAAGAUGAGUUGGAAUCUCAGGUUGAAGAAAGAGACAGAAUGAUUUCCGUACUUCAACUUGUUCCUUCAUUUAACGAUAACCUAGACUUGAUUAAUCAACUAGAGAAAAUGCUGAGGGUUAUGAAGUACUUUGAAGAAGAUUUCACUAGGGAAAUCAAUUCCGGUAUACCGAAAGAGGAUUAUGAUAGAGUUUUAUCCUUAUUUGACAAAAUAUAUAAUUCAUACAUAGAAAUAACAUCUGAUUUACAAAAGGAUACAUAUAUAGAUGUUUCAGAGUAUCAAUUCACAAAAAGUGGGGAUCUCCCCAAACCACCACACUUGCAACAUGGAAAGGACGCUGAAAAUAAUGAUGCCGCUUCUUCACCUGCAGGGGGUAAAGUAGUGAGGUUCAAGGAUAACUUAAUUGAGGACGAUCCAGAGGAUGUUGCUGCAAGGCAACAGUUAAUGAGUGGUGGUACCAAGUUUAAACCAUACACCGAUGUAGAGGAUAGCGAGACUUCUUCAAUCGCAUCUUCAUUUGAUGCACAGACUAAUCAGCAAAUGUUUGCUCAGCACCAACAACAACUAUUAGACCAAGAGAAUGAUUUAGGUUUCUUACUGGACUCAGUUCGCCGACAACACUCAAUGGGCCUUGGGAUUAACCAAGAGAUCGACGAACAUAUCAUAUUAUUGAAUGAUUUAGAAAAUGGUGUAGAUCGGGCUUAUACUAGACUUAGCCAAGCUCUGAACAGAUUGAAAUCUUUCCAGAAGUUGUGCAAGGAAAAUGGGAGCAUGGUUACGAUAAUUUUGCUUACAAUAAUAUUGAUUGUGUUAUUGAUUGUCUUGAAUUAA